Messenger RNA from Neltuma alba, 855 nucleotides. RefSeq lists its product as uncharacterized. The transcript has a single exon. Lineage: Eukaryota; Viridiplantae; Streptophyta; Magnoliopsida; Fabales; Fabaceae. The record is from RefSeq and is a predicted model, not a curated record. Bases 245 to 796 code for a protein of 183 amino acids.
CCCGCAAUUCUUGUACUUCCUCAAACCCUUCUUGGGCCGGUGGCAAGAAAACCCCUCUUCUUCUGAAGAAUUACUCUGCAAAUUCUGGGCGCUCAGAUUAUUGCUAUUGCGCUCCUUCACCAUUACAAAGAAAUUUAACUUGAGACUCAAGAAAUCCUUAUUUCUAUCGACACCGACUUUCACUCUCUGGUCUCUAUAUAAACACAUUUGGGUCUAUCUUCUUCAUAUAACCCUCACUGAUAUUAUGUCCCUCUUUACUUACCCGCCCUUCACCCCUCUACCGCACACCGGCUAUAGUUUCACUGUAAACUCCGAGAUUUCAGAAGAAGACAAGCCAGCCAGUGUUAACUCUUCGGAGGCCAUAAUCGAGCUUCGCAUACGACAAAACUACGCUCUGAUCUUGGAACCCAUGAAAGGCCGAAGAGUCAGCCUGGACGACCGCUAUGUCAGUUCGCCGGAGCUCACUUUGCGGUUCAAGAUUCCUCUGGGGCUUCUUGUUGAUAACGGCCCUGCUUCCUUGCACCGGCGAGAUUAUAUCUUUUCGGCACAGCUGGCGUCGUUGCCGAUCAGUGCCGGUUUGGGCCAGUAUCUGAAACCUCAUAUUCAAAGCCACGCCGUUUUACUGGCUCAAGAGACUGGCCACAGAAGAGACUUCAAGAUGAUUUUCCAUGUCGUGAUUUCGAAGAUUGACUUGGCCGACGCGGAAGAGUGCGAAAAAAUUCGGAGAGGCUGGUUGAGCUCCAGUCGAGGAAGUGAAAAUCUUGAUGGGCCUUUUGGUUUUCAGAAUUUGAUGUAGAGAAGUAGUUUCUUCUUUGGCUGCAGCUUCCUGUAUUUUCUGCUCUAACCUAACUUUUG